Messenger RNA from Nasonia vitripennis (jewel wasp), 2642 nucleotides. It is a transcript of the gene Nelf-A, whose product is annotated as negative elongation factor A. The transcript is spliced from 6 exons. NCBI's taxonomy places the organism in Eukaryota, Metazoa, Arthropoda, Insecta, Hymenoptera, Pteromalidae. The coding region runs from base 407 to 1990 and encodes 527 amino acids. The record is from RefSeq and is a predicted model, not a curated record. Gene Ontology annotation, biological process: negative regulation of transcription elongation by RNA polymerase II. Gene Ontology annotation, cellular component: NELF complex.
GGCGACCUCCACGUUUCGUGACGGUCACACCAUUAGGAUCUCGCGCUACUCUGAAAAUCACGUAAAUCGACUUUGCAGAAUCUCCGGAAAAUCCAUUCUAGGAUUUCCAGCGGCUCAUUCGUGCACAAUCGAUCCUAUCCCUAUAUAAUCGUCACUAAACGAUCAAAAUCAAGAUGUUUGAAGUAUACUGUAUAGCAGAGCGGCUCAGUCGGUAAGUAAACAAACAGCGUCACCAACUCGUCAAGUGCACUUCAGUUUCAGCGAGUAGUAUAGGCACUACCUAUAGGCAGAGCAGAGGUGCAGAGAGCGAGAGCCGAGAGCUGCACUGGCAUGGCAGCGAGAGAAUAUGGUUGAGGAAAACGGAGCUCAGUCGUAGCCCGACUGCCCGACACAAAGCGCGGGCAACAUGGCGAACGUGCGGGACAGCGAUACAUCGCUGUGGCUCCACAACAAGCUCGGCACCUCGAACGACAGCUGGACAGGCAGCUCGAUUUGCUCGCAGCUCAACGCCGAGGUGCUGCGCAACAUCAAGGACUGCUUCCCGGACCUGCAGACCCAGGUCAAGCUGAAGCUGCUGCUGUCCUUUUUCCACAUACCCAGGCGCAACGUCGAGGAGUGGCGAGUCGAACUAGAAGAAAUCAUCGAGGUGGCCUCCCUCGACAGCGAACUAUGGGUCUCCAUGCUGUCGGAAGCGAUGAAAACCUUUCCCUCCACUGGCUCUCUAAACACAGACAUUUCAGAUCUCGACGAGCACCGUCCGAUUUUCGGCGAUCUCGUGAACGAUCUUCGAAAAUUACUGAAAAAGCAGAAUGAUCCUGCUAUGCUUCCGUUAGAAUGUCACUACCUGAACAAGACUGCAUUGACAUCCGUUGUUGGCAACCUGCCUUCGCCCACUAAACAUUUCACACUCAAGAGAAAACCAAAAAGUGCAGCUCUCAGGUCUGAGCUGCACCAAAAGAGUUUGGAUGCUGCGAGCAAUAUGAAAAAGAACACAGCACCUACAGUUCCUGUCAGGAGUAGAGGAAUGCCAAGGAAAAUGACUGAUACGACGCCACUGAAGGGAAUCCCCAGUCGAGUGCCAACCUCAGGUUUCCGCUCUCCCGCCCUCACAAGCUCGCCGAUGACAAACCGAACGCCGAUAGCGAGUCGGAUACGUAAGGACGGCGGUAUCAAGCUGCUGGAUAUAACCGAGCAGCCACUUGGUCACGCACAGGCCAAGCGUCGCAAGAGGAUGAUGGAGAUAGAGGAACAGCAGAAAAAAGCAGAGGAGGCGAAAGUGGCUGUGUCGACGACGGCGACUCCCACAACGCCGACGACCGAAGCCACGGCGACGCCGGAUUAUGCACAGGGUCUCGCGCCCAUCAGCACACCGGCGACUCCGGCUUCGACUACCGCCGCUACCACCACUUCGUUGCCCCAGCCAUACAGUACGCCCAUCAGCAGUGUUCCCGUCGCUGUUGUGGCACCUACUCCACAGACUCCCGCAACACCCACCACACCGACAGCAAUCGUAGUAACGACGCAACCUGUUAUCACGCCAGUCGAAACUCCUCCUGUUACCGUACAAACUGUCAGGCCGCCACAGACCGUCACUCAAAUUCGCAUAUCGACAAAUACCCAACAACAGGCAAAUACUGCGAACACGAGAAAAGGUCUUUCUCUCACGAGAGAACAAAUGUUGGAGGCUCAAGAAAUGUUCAGAACAGCAAACAAAGUCACCAGGCCGGAGAAAGCCCUCAUUUUGGGUUUCAUGGCUGGUUCAAGGGACAAUCCUUGUCCAAAGUUAGGUAACAUAGUGACGGUGAUGCUUUCGGAAAAUAUAGAAGAAGUGACACAGCCCGACGGCACAACUGUAUUAAUGCAGGUUGAAACGCAUUUCCAAAUGAACUAUACAAACGGAGAGUGGAAGCGUAUAAAGAAAAAUCGGCGUAUUGUUAAUGAUGAAUCGGCCAGUGCGGCCACGAAUCAAGUAGACGUUCCCACAAAAUAGGCUCUGUUCCGUUUUGUUUUUCCAUAACUUUAUCCAGAUUCAUCAAAUUAUCGACAUCACUCAAGUUGUGCAAAUAUUGAGAAAAAAUUAUGUACCAUUAUAUAUAGAAUUUAUUUAUAUAUAAGAAAUGUGCAGCUAUGCACAAUCUUUACACAACAUAUUGUAUGUGUAUAUAUUUGAGUUUACGAUUGUACACGACCAUGCAAUUCAUCUAAAAAGCGAAUUUAGUGCGAUAAAACAUAUGCAUAAUUAUAUAUAAUUUUUUCUCGUAGAUUAAUUGCUGGUUGUCUCUUGUUCUAAGAAGAAUUUAUCCGAUAAUCAUCGUGUAUAAAAUGUAAAUUAAGAUGCGAAAUCUAAUAUGAUUGCGUUAAAUUGCGUGCGCCGGAAUGAUCGAUUUAUUAAGCACCUCGCUCUAAUCUCGACGAAAUCGCACAUAGUCUUGUAAAUAAACUAAACUUGCAAGGGUUGUUUACCUUCUUUGAGAGGAUGUAAUUUGAAAGAGGGUAAAUUGUUUUAUCAAGUACAAAAGCGAUUGAUCAUAGAUAAAAAGUGAAUAUAGGGAAUUGAAAGUGGCGAAAAUUGCGCUUGAGAGACAAGUAAAUGAAAAAUAUUACUAUUGCUAUAAAAUACAAAUAUAUAUUAUAUAAAUUUA